AUGCACGACCCGUCCGAUCUGGAAAGCAGCGACCCGGCGGCGUCGGACGAGUUCAAGUUCGUCGCAGAGAGAGGCGUGGGCGACGACAGCGGAACCGAAGGCUUUCCGCAGCAUCUCGAGUGCGUCGCCGUGCUCACAAUGAAGUGCGGCGAGCCGCUGAUGGCCGUGCGCAAGAAACUGUACGAUGAGAUUCCGAUUACGUUUAUUCCUGAUGAGGGGUUUGGUGUAUUCCAGAGUAAAGUGGAGCGGCAUUACAGUAAAUUGGGUCCAAAUUUUGUCCAAGAGCGCCGCGCAAUUUACCUAAAACCAAGCAGCAAUGCCACACAGUCCAAGUAUGUGCAGCUGACGAGAGAGAACUUUGACCCAUUAUUGCGGGUGCGCUGGAAAGUCGCUCGGAGCAUGAAAGUCGAGCUCAAGUAUGAGGUCUUUUGCUACUUUGUGGACGUGACAACCAAGAAGGAGAAGAAGAAACUGUCCAUAAAGAUGUUCCAGCAGCAGCAACAACAGCAGGUGCCGGAUACCAGUGUCGAGCCAGUUGCAGCUGGUACUUCUAGCUCUUCGGGGGUUGCGGCGUCGCCCAAUUCGUCCUUUGUACCCUUUGGUCAAGCUGGAGGACCAGCUGGAUUCCCUCUCAUCCAGAACUAUGCUGAUGUGUCAAUUGACGGCUUACCUACUGCAGUUGGGAGUGCAGCCAAGUCGACGGCUGUUCGGACGUUGACAGGUUAUAAAAAUGGCGUGCAUGUCGACUCGAUACAUGGCAGUGACCGGCCUCGGAAAGUUGCGCGUGGCAAGCAAGCGACGGCAACUGCAGAUCAGUUGCCAUUUGAAGAAAGUGCCGAGGAGCCGGUGUUCCAUACGAUCCCGUUUCGGAUCAAUGGAUUCGUGGUCCCGCUAGAGGUGGACAUCAAUGCACUGAAACGAAGUCUGGGGUUAGAACGUGCGUCCCAAGACGGUCCUGUGAACGGUCUGGAUCGUACCGCACAUUUAUAA
Molecule: messenger RNA, 990 nt
Organism: Peronospora matthiolae
Lineage: Eukaryota; Oomycota; Peronosporomycetes; Peronosporales; Peronosporaceae
Source: the annotation of a GenBank genome assembly